AGUUCAACCUUUGUGUUAGUUGGUUUACUUUGUUUGGAUCGGUGUCUCACAUUCUUAAUUUCUAAUAUUCUCUUAAUCUCAUUUCACUCUCUUUUCUCUCUCUCAAAAGUUCCCUUCAUAUCAUAUACUAUAAUAAUAUAAUCUUCAUAAGUUCGGACCUUUUUGCCUUCAAUUAUUUAUAUCAUAUCGGGAAGAAGGUCAAAGUUUGAUCUGUUGAACUUUCAAGCAAAAAUCAGUUUCUAAUUUUGAAGCCGCUUGAGUAGGGUGGAUGAUGGCUACCGCGGGAAUCUCGUCUUCCGAGUGCCGCAAGCUCUCCCCGAGUGUUACUAUGGCCUUGGCAUCGGCUUUUCUUGAAUGGUUGCUGAUCUUUUUACUGUUUAUUGAUGCUGCUUUUUCUUAUGUGAUUACAAAGUUUGCUGGUUACUGCAAAUUGCAAACACCGUGUUUGUUCUGCUCUAGGCUUGAUCACGUGUUAGGCAAGGAGAGGAAGGGAUAUUAUUGGGACUUGAUUUGCAGUGGUCAUAAGACGGAGAUUUCUUCUGUAGUUCUUUGUCGUGCACAUGAUAAGCUUGUGAAUGUUCAAGGAAUGUGUGAAAGUUGCCUUUUUUCUUUCGCUACCGUCAACAAAUCUAAUGCUGAAACCUACCGAUUAUUGGUGGGUAAAUUAGGGGAGGGAUCCGAGUCCAGAUUUGAUCAGGAUCCAUUACUUGGUGAAAAUGAGAGUGUAGAAUUCUGUUCUUGUUGUAAUGAGCAGUGGUCUUUAAAAAGUUAUGAUCGAAGGUCGGUGAUUACCAAAUCAAUUGGGUCUGGCGGUGUUGAGUUUGAUGUAUCAAAUGUUGUGGGAAACAAUUUUCACAAGAAAAGAAGAGCAAAAUCAUUUGUAUCUAGCAGAGGUUCUCGCCUUAGAAAUAAACGGGCAGAUCCUUUGUCUCAUGUCGGUUACACUGAACUAAAGGUUACUUCUGAUACCGAGUCUGAACAGGAACUUUCCUUAUCUGAUGAUGGUGGUACAAGCAUACCAGUCAGGGGUACAUAUGACUCCAAGAAAGAUAUAGAAGUUCCAUGUGAACAUAUGGAGCCUCCCGUCUUUGAUUUAAAUGAGAAUUUGGCUUCAGAGAAACUCGGGACUUCCUCUUCUGAACUUCAACCAGCAUUAUCUGAGCCAGGAAUGCAAUUAGAAAAUAAAGAUACUCAUGGCAGUAAAUCUACAACAGCAAUACUGGAGAUUAGGAAUGGUCUGGCCGAAUUUGAUUCUCAGCAGCAGAUUGAGAGAAAUGCUGUCAGUCCUGCCGCAGUUGAGCCUAUUUCCUGUGAUGAAGUCCCUGCAUUAUCAAAUAAAACACGAGUUCCCGUUGAACUGGUGAAGGAAAACUAUGAUUUGACAACCCAUGAAGUGAGUUUAAAAUCUAAGCAAACGAUAACCACGGACUAUGAGGAAAUAAUUGAGUCAGUUGAUAAGCCAACAACAUCUGAAGCAGGUUUAGAAUCAACUGCCUUUUCUAAUGAUAUUGGUCAGCAAAAUCCCAAUUUACUAGAUCUUGGCGAUGCCUAUAAGCUAGCAGUCAGUAACAGAGGAAGACCUGGCAUGCUUGUAGAACAUUGGCUUGGAAAGGAUUCUACAAGAAUUAGUGAAGAUUUGAAGAUGUUGCUGUCACAAUUUCCAUCUACUCGAGGGACUGAUCUAUCUGUUAAUGACAUCAUCAGUCCAAGAUUGUCUAUGAACAGUGAUGAAGUGAAGAAUUCUGAUGUUUCUAACUCUGCUGGAAUGCAGAUACUUCAAAGGAUGAUUUCACUUGAGCGAAAUGAAUCUGGGUUGUCUCUGGAUGGAAGCAUUGUCAGUGAAAUUGAAGGUGAAAGUGCAGUUGACAGGCUAAAAAGACAAGUUGAUCAUGAUAGGAAACUUAUGAAUGCUCUGUAUAAAGAGCUGGAAGAAGAAAGAAAUGCUUCAGCAGUUGCUGCAAAUCAAGCCUUAGCCAUGAUAACUAGGCUGCAGGAAGAAAAGGCAAUGUUGCACAUGGAAGCCUUGCAGUACUUAAGAAUGAUGGAUGAGCAGUCAGAGUAUGAAACAGAAGCUUUGCAGAAAGCUAAUGACCUUUUAGUUGAGAAGGAGAAAGAGAUUGAAGAGUUACAAGCUAAGCUUGAGUUUUAUAGUAAGAAGUUCCCUGAUGAAUUAAUGCCGGAAAACAUGGUGGAGAUAAACUCUGAAAUGAAGGUGAAAGAGAUUGGAUUGGAUCAUUGCAUUGAAAAGGAUGAAAUUAUCCAUGGAAAGUCAGUUACUGAAAAUACUGAUAUAUCUGACAAAGUUGAAGUUCUACCCAUAUUGCUGGAGAAACAGAAUAUUCAACCUGAAAAAAAUUCACCAUUGGAGUUUCAAGAUGAAAGGUUAUAUAUUUCACAACGUUUGGAGAAAUUGGAGAAGCAAGUUUACUUAUUCUUGAAUAUUCAUCAAUCUCGGGACAAUUGGAUAAAUUCAGAAAUUGAUGAAAAAGAAUCCCUGGAAAACUUGGAGAAGUUGGAUAGUAAUAUUCUAAUGGACAAAUCUGUUGCUUCACUUAAACUGAAUUCAAAUGACAAGGGUGAUGAUUCCUCAUCCAAGGAACCUCUAGUUUGCAAGAAAAGUGAUGAACUUGGGUACAAUGGACAUAGCCCUCCUGUGCUCUGUGGGAAUAAUGAUUUAUCUUCUAAUCAUAGUUUGGCUUCGGACUUUCUCGGAAGGUUGCAAGUUCUUGAGUCAGAUUUGAGUUUCCUUAAGCAUAGUAUCAACUUGUCGAGCAAUGGAGAAGAAGGACUUAAAUUAUUGCGGGAAAUAGCCGAUCACCUACAACAAUUACGUCAGAUUGGAAUAAGAGAAUUAGAUCAACCUGUUGCUUGAGACUGUAUAUAAGAUUCAUACACCAAUGAUUUGAUCGGCAACCAGGAGGAAGGGACAGUGUACACUAGUGAACCAGGUUACCAGAGCUGGUUGCAACUGUACAGUAACAUAGCUUGCUUUCAUCAGGAUAUAAGAAGAUAGGAUUUGAAAUAAUAUUGAGUUUCUUUUUCCCUUUUCUCCCCCUGCCUUUUAUUCGGGGUUUCGCUGAACGUUUUGCUGCAAUGAGUUGACAAGGUUUUCGUCUGCCCAUUUAUGCUGUCUUUUUACAACAAAAUUUUCCUUUGCCAUUUUUUCUUUGUAAAUGAGUGACUGCUUGUUUGUUUAAUUGGUGUAAUCUUGUCGUUUUGGAUUGUGUAGUUUGAAUAUAUAGUGAAUUAACACAUGUGAGAAUUUUAUA
Messenger RNA from Vigna angularis (adzuki bean), 3269 nucleotides. RefSeq names its product myosin-binding protein 1. The coding region runs from base 269 to 2872 and encodes 867 amino acids. The record is from RefSeq and is a predicted model, not a curated record. Gene Ontology annotation, molecular function: myosin binding. The transcript has 4 exons. Lineage: Eukaryota; Viridiplantae; Streptophyta; Magnoliopsida; Fabales; Fabaceae.